CUACCAACACCAAAACGAACAAUGCGCAAAUCACUUUUAAUCAACAAAUAAUAUCUAACAUCCCUCCUGACCAAGCUUUCAGAUUCCUAGGGUGUUGGUUCUCCAGAACCCUUUCUCACAAACCUACUCAUACAAUUAUUACCGAUGAAAUUACAGCAGCUCUACGAAAGCUACGGCAUGCAAAAAUAACAGACAAGCAAGCAAUAUACAUAAUUAAUUCAGUAAUCCUUACCCGCUUUGCCUACCGGAUUCAAAACACCUCCUUCUCAAGCUCACAGUUAGAUAAAAUCACCAAAUCUUACACUAAUCUUGCCAAACACAAAGCUGGAUUCGCUAGUACCAUUCCAAGUUCAACAUUAUUUCAUAACCGAAUCUAUAGCCUAAAAACAACUCAAAAUACACAGCAAUUACAACAUAUCAACAACUUCAUCAAAAUUCUUAAUCACCCCUCUUUUGGCAUAUCCGCAUUAAAAAUACAGCUACAACAACUACAAAAUUCAGCUGCUACAAACCUUUCGAUACUCACUUAUCAACCUACCUUCCCAACACCAGAAAGCAAAACAACUACCGCCCAAAUAGUACUUGAACUUCAUAAAGCCCAACUUACAUUACACAAUGAUAGCAAUAUCUGGCCUAUACUAAUGAACCAAACAGGAACCUCUAUCAAUAAUAUAUUAUACUCCAACUCAAAAGCCUCGGUUAUAAAAAGAAAACUAAAUACGCAUCACAUCUAUUUUAUUGAACAAUUAACUAACCAUUCUCAUACACAGUUCCUAACCUGGCAGGAAUCACACCCAAAAAAGUUUCGAACGUUAUGUGACAAGUAUAUCGAGCACCAAAAAUCCAUGUAA
This is a messenger RNA of Ambispora leptoticha, 851 nucleotides long. The record is from the annotation of a GenBank genome assembly. NCBI's taxonomy places the organism in Eukaryota, Fungi, Glomeromycota, Glomeromycetes, Archaeosporales, Ambisporaceae.